This is a messenger RNA of Ostrea edulis (European flat oyster), 4484 nucleotides long. RefSeq lists its product as uncharacterized. Bases 256 to 3912 code for a protein of 1218 amino acids. The transcript is spliced from 13 exons. The record is from RefSeq and is a predicted model, not a curated record. Lineage: Eukaryota; Metazoa; Mollusca; Bivalvia; Ostreida; Ostreidae.
CAUUCGCUAAUGUGUAUCUUACAUGUACUGUUAUCUACUUGUGAAAAUAUUUCAUACGUGGAUGACAUUGACUUAUUGAUCACAGAAUGAAUUAAGGUCACCUAACAAAGGAGCACAAUUCAUGUCCAUGGGAAUUCCAACAGACUGCUGGAAGAUCUGAUCAACAAAGACUACGAAGAUAUUGGAAAUGAGGAAUUCCACCAAAUUUUUAUAUCAAGGCUACGAAUAUAUGCUAUUCAAUGAAGUCCUUAAUUGAUGGCAUCGAAACAGCUGGUACCUGAACAGCAAAGCUUUGUUCGACUAACUUUUGCCUGCGUGGACGAGGUUCGAGUAGUGUUGGGCGAUAUUUUAUACAGUCAGAUACCACCAGAACAACUUUACAGGAAAAUCCACUCGAAUAGACAUGGGCUGAUCGGAAAUAACAGAUUCAGUCCGGAACAAUUAAAACUUUGUUACAUACCAGGUCCUCUUCUCCCAAACUAUAAAAGUUUUGAUGUUACCUUACUGUACAAGCUGAUUCGGAAUCUGUGUCCAAUAUUACAACCUUCUCAAGGAUGGGGACAACAACCUCAACAGAUGCACAUCAAUGUUGGGGAUGAUAUCGAACGCCUCAGAAUCUUUAGAAAUGAAUUGGUUGGACAUAUUGAAUCUUCUAGUGUAUCUAUUGAUGUAUUUGAUUCCAGAUGGCGUGAACUGGAACAUGUUUUCAAGAGGAUACAGGCAUUUUUUGCAUUAAAUGGAAUAACAAAAGACUUCGUGGAACAACUUGCAUGUAUCAAACGAACCGACUUUGGCUUGCAGGACUAUGAAAAAAAUGAACUUCGUCUGUUGAUUGAACGUAAUAGGCCUACAGAUACACCAAAAUUAACAUUACAAUGCGGUGAACAAAAAAAUUGCGGAGAAAGUGCAAUUUUUGAGGUAACGGUUGGAGAUGAUGAUUUGUCUAAUAACUGGCCUGUCACUUGGCAAAAAUGUAUAGGAGCCAUGACAGAACAACUGGACACCAGCACACGGAGGUACAGCGGUAGCUCCAGUAGGCGGUUAGUCAUACCAAGAGUUUCAAAGAGUGACCAAGGAGAGUAUCGAGCAACUGUUUUACGUGAAGUGAGAGGAACACACAUCCAAAUUCCCAGUAAUCCAAUCUACCUUACGGUGACAGGAGAUAUACCAAUUCUGGAGAUAGGAGAUGCUUUCUCUCAGGAAAACCGGUUAACCAUUCGUUACAGUGUUAAUGUCAACGAUCAAUCCCCGGCUGUAGACAGCGUUGUAUGGACCAAAAAUGGAGAACCGUUACAGAAAAAUGCAGAUAAGUACUGUGGGGGACAAUUAAUGGAUACAUACUUAAUGAUAUAUUCUCCAACGUCGAUUGAUAUUGGUCAGUACAGUUGUAAAGUUUCCAAUGAAGUGGGAUUCAUCAUGAAGUCCAUACAUCUGAAUGUUCCUUCGGUAUCCAUUGCUGAUGAUCUUCAAGUCCCUGUUGGAAAUCCCAUCACUAUUAAAGCUACCAUUCAGUCUUGUCCAACACCAGUAUCAGCAAUAUGGCAGAAAAAUGCAGGAAUUAACAAAGAUGAUUUCGAAAAUCUAGACAUUAAUGACUCCAAAUAUUUCGGGAGUAAAAAUGAUCCAGAAGAUCCGCGACUUGUCAUACCAAAAGCAACGCAUGAAGAUGAUAUAUAUUACCGACUGGUUGUGUCGAACGGGAUAGGCCAAAGUACAAGUAAUACGGCUUUCCUGAAACUUAUAGGAGAUCUUCCGUCGGUAUCUGUUCACCACGAAACAAAUAUUUUGGAGAAAAGUGUUAGAUUUGUAUGUGAAAUGGCAGUGCCAAUCGAUUCCCCAGAAGUUUCUGAUGUCUUUUGGACAAAGGACGACAUAAAGAUUGACAUUCCAGGAAGCGGAGGAAAAUACUCAGGAGGAAGUAUUGUUGAUCCCUCACUAACUAUCAAGUCAGUGAACUCAACCGAUAAGGGAGGUUAUCAGUGUUGCGUAUCUAACUCCUUGGGGAAGAUGUGCAGUGAGACCAUUCUUCUCGAUUUACCUACAAUCAAAUUAGCCGCUCCAGCCGUUGAUGAAAAGCACGGAACAAUCACAUACAACGCUGCGAUAAAAUCCAUCCCUGUUGCUCUUAAAGCGGAAUGGAAAGUCAAACAAGAUCCUAGUAGCGACUUCCAAGCAAUACAUACGCAUGGCCUGGUAUACAGAGGGUCAACAGUAGCCUUGCCUCGUCCAAAGCUGGUAGUCCACAAAUACAAGGCGGAACAACGUAACUCAUUUCAGCUUGAAGUUCUGAAUUUCAUUGGAUGUAGUACAAGGAAUAUAGAAGAUGAAAUCAAGAAGAAUACUGAGUCAACUAUAAAUAAAGAGAUUUCAGAUUCGUUGAAAAACUUCUACAGCAAAAGAGGGUCCAACGUUCUCUUUGCCAGCCUCAGUAACGAGCUUGUAAAGUUAUUUCCAGAAGACAAACUUGGUGCAAUUAAACACGUUCUUCUCGGAUUAAGUGAGGUUGAUGAGGAAUCAAUAAAGGAGACUAGAUCUGUCAGGGACCUGUUCAUGCUUCUUCAGGAGAAAAAACUCUUCACAAAGACAGACGUGAUUUUUAUGCAGUAUUUGCUCAAACAGACCGAUUGUAAAAUAUUAUAUGACAAAUGCAUUGAAUAUGCUAGAGAACAGGGAGCACUGUGCUUCUUCGAAAAACCUCCAGAAAAUGGCUACAAACACGUCCAGUUUCACGUGGCAGGAGAUUUUGAAGCAUACUCAGAAGAGGAUAUCCGGAAGAUAAGAGAAACAGUCGCCGCUAUUUUGGGCUGCAAAAGAGAUGAUGUUGUUAAGGAGGGCAUUCGCCCCGCUAACAGCUUUAUAUUAGUUCUAGCCAUAAAGGAAACACUCAUCAGCAAAUUCUUGGCUAUGAAUCAACAUCAUAUGGAACAACUUCGCGAUUUGAAAGUUGACUACUUUAUUUUAGAUAAAAAUCUAAGAAACAUUGCUGUGACAGAAAAACCGACACCGUUGGAAGGAGAUGAACUUGAAAACACGCCAGGGUUUGAGAGAAACACGUUCAUAGACAGGGAAAGGAAAUCCAAAGCAUUUCCAACAGUUGUGUCAUUUUCCCAAAACAAUCGUUCACUCCGUAUCACCAUCCCUCGUUUGAAGGAAGUUUAUCAUAUCUCGGUUGUGACGUCCGACAUAUUGUGGGUGAGUGAUAAUGACGGGAGUCUUCUACAGGUGGACUCUGCCGGAUGCGUUGUGAGAAUUAAGCAUAGUGAAACAGGAAGUCACACUGUCACAGAGGACGGGGAUCUGCUGUUUAUAGACGACGAUAAAGUCCAUAAGUUAACAUCAGACGGGACCGACACCACACUGCUCACAACAGACUGGAGACCACGUUGUGUCUACUCUUCACGUAUCAACGGUGAGAUAUUGGUGGGGAGUUCUGGGAAAGUGACGAGGUACGACAAAAAAGGACAGAAACUCCAAGUCAUUAAGGAGGACGAAAAGGGACGGAAACUAUAUGGACUACCAUGUUAUAUCACGGAAAACAAGAAUGGAGAUGUCUGGACUUCUGACAUGUUGAAGAAUAUAGUAGUAGUGGUAGAUAAAUCAAGGCAUCAUAGGUUUGACUACACAGGUCGUCAGUCUGACAAUACAGGUCGUCAGUAUCAGUCGGACUUUGAUCCCCGUGGUAUCUGCACUGACAUCCUCGGACACGUACUCGUCUGCGAUUAUUAUGACGACAGCGUCCACCUCCUCGAUCAGGACGGUCAUUUUCUGUCACUACUGCUGACACGAAAACAACAUGGAUUACAUUCUCCCACUGCUCUGUGUGUGGAUGACCAACACAACCUCUAUUUGGGAAUGCAGAGCAGUAACGUGAUAAAUGUUUAUAAGUAUCUUGUUGAUACCGAGGUCGAGUAAAUUUGAAAACUUGACACAACACAUAUCAAAAUUACAUCCGUUAGAGGCCAAGUAUUGAUGGAUUUUGAUUUGUGUGAAGCCAGCUUCCGAUUUUAUAAGCUAUCAGGGUUCUCCAUCGUUUCAAUAAUUCUGCGUUGCAGAUUGUACGCGAAAAUUUUUAUGACAAUUAGGAAAGACUGAACGCGAAGCGCCUCACGGCCCUUUUUGUUUUUGAUAACGUAUCAUAUAUUCAGAAAAUUGAGUUGUUUUUAUUAUCAAAUUAUAUGUGUAUGAUUGUAAACAGUUUUUGAAAAGCUUUUGUCAAUAACAUUUAGUGCUAUAUACGCGAAGAUAAUCCCCAAAUACUGGUAUUUGAUAUGUUACUCGAUUCAUCAAUAUACAUAACAUAACGGUGUUGUAAUCGAUACUCGGUGCGUUUGAAGAUGCGAUUUCUCUGCCAGCCCUGAAAGACGACGUGUCCACUGAAUGUCCCGGUGUGUUUUCACGGCAUCACACGAAGUAUUUUAUUCCAUGUAUAUAAUGCACAAUACAUGUUUUCUUGCAAAAUACUAUCAAAAUAUUGAUUUAUUAAG